AUGGCGAGGACUGACAAAUGGAAGGUACCGGAGCCGGGAAUCGACGACAGGCUGACCUCUCUACCUGACGAAAUCAUCUCCCACAUCCUCUCUUUUCUGCCAACCAAGUACGCCGUGGGUACCGCCGUCCUCAGCCGGCGGUGGAAGGAUCUCUGGACUAGGGUUUCCAAUCUCGAUUUCGACAACCGCCUGGUUUACAGGGAUCUUAUCAGCUCCCGCGUCGCUAAUUACUUUCGGCUGACGGAGAUGGAAGAUAGGAGGAGGGAUGUGGAAUUCCUCCGCUUCGUCGAUAGGGUUUUCAGCCAGCACAGGAAUCUCGAUUCUGUACGUUGUUUCCGCUUCCAUGUUUCAGUCUCGAGGGCGAUGCAAGAUUACUUGAAUAAGAGGGGAUUGGCAUUUGGGUCUCAGGUUGAGGAAAUUGAUGUUAUGCUUCUUGAGGCCAUUGUAUCUCAACUUUGUCUCCAGCUUCCAGAGAGUUUCUACACUUUGAAGAAUCUUAAAGUUGCGAAGCUCCACGAGGUUAAGGCCACUGUGAACGGGUCAGUUUCUCUUCCUAGUUUGAAAAUCUUAGAGCUUUGGGAUGUCUUAGCUGAGGACCGUGAGUCCUUGAGCAGGCUCAUAACUGGUUGCCCUAUUCUGGAGACUCUUCGUCUGGAGCAUUGCAUCUUACUAGACAUGAACGAGAACGACGUACUCAUUGCUUCCAUACCAUCCCUGAGAAACUUGACGAUAAUUGCUUUUCUUGCUGAGGAUGAUGAUAAGUGCUUGUGUCGCAUUGCUAUGGAAGCGCCAAAGCUUGAGCAUCUUUAUCUCGAGGAUUUCACAGAGUUAGAGUUUCUAUGCAGUAGUAGUCCCUUGCCAUGCCUCGAUUCAGCUCGAGUUGACACUGGUCGCAGAGCAAGCUCGUAUCAAAGCUUGGUUAGGUUGCUCGCCCAAAUCUCCAGUGCAAAGGAGAUGUGCUUAUAUUGGAAUACUCUUGUAAUGAACAUUUUCCCCUUACUCCAUAAACUACACUAUCUCUUAGUUGUUUAG
Messenger RNA from Linum tenue, 1032 nucleotides. Lineage: Eukaryota; Viridiplantae; Streptophyta; Magnoliopsida; Malpighiales; Linaceae. The record is from the annotation of a GenBank genome assembly.